GGAGCAAUGCCGCUGCACUCUCUCGACACCUCCUGGGCGCUCUACUGUCCGUGUUAAACAAAUUUCUCACUGUCGGGGCUUCUGUCUUGCUUCUACUAGUUUCCUGUCUUCCGCGUUCCCCGCCAACUCGGUCGCGACUCGCGACGUUCCCCUCUUCCCCCACCUUCGCAAAACCGAGGCCGGCGAUAUGCCCGGUUUGCUGCGAAAGUUGAUCAUCUUCGCCGCCGUCGACGGGCUUGUCAUUCAGUCUCCGGGGAACGGAUGGCGACAUAACGGGAAUGGCGAGUCCUCGUCUAUCAAGAUUGAUUACAAGACCAGCCAAACAUCGUGUCCGGCUGCCGUGUCGGAUGAAAAUGACCGAGACGGAGCCUUGGAAGCAUACGGUUUGGUCGGGCUCCUAUCCGUCGCCUCACACUCGUUCCUCAUCUCCAUAACUCAACGACAGCAAGUGGCCCAGAUACACGGAAAGCCUAUAUAUGCAAUCACCGACGUGGCCAUCAUCCCCACGUCGUCACAGUCAGACGCCCAUCAUGCGAUCGCACAGGCUAAGGAACACCUCAAGGAGGAGACCGGCCAGGACGACAUCGCCUCGGAAGAUAGCAUGUCGGACACCGAGACCGAAGGGGGCGCCACCGAUAUCAGCAGUGUACCAGCCUCUCCGGUCCGAGAAUCAUUCCACACCAGAGGCCAGAGUGUCAGCAGUAUUGCCGAAGACGUUAUUGGCAAGAAAGUUCCGUUCGGGCGUUUCGCGGCCAAUUGGUUGUCGAGGAAGACCCUGGGAUUGCCAGGCCUGGGCACUGUCGGUCAGGAUACGUCGGAUAUCCUGUUGGGCGAUAUGAAGGGCGUCAGCACAAAGCAAGAAUCCUCGGAGGCAUCUAGCAAUGAGCAAGACAAGCCCGCCCCCGCCCCUGAGACGAAGAUCAUUGAUUAUGCAGUGCCCGAGGCGCCAAACACAUCAUCAUCCUCUUCUGACCCGACGGUGGGAUUGCUACCGAAACUCUUGCGGUACACAAAGCUUCUGUUUGCUUCGCAUAAUUUCUUCUUUGCGUAUGAUCAUGACCUGACUAGGCAUGCUGGUGCGCAAGAACCAUCCCGCACGGAUCACUUACCCCUGCACAAGGCAGUAGAUGAGCUGUACUUCUGGAACAAGCAUCUCAUGACCCCAUUCAUAGCGGUCGAUGCUCACAGCUUUGUGCUGCCUCUCAUUCAAGGAUUUGUUGGCCAGCGAGAAUUCACUGUCGCGGCUACCCCUGAGCCUCAACCAGCCGGAGACAAGACAGACGAAGGGCGCGCUGAAGGUGUUAUACUCGGCGAGAAGCAGGAGGCCAGGUUGAUCGACACGGACGCUCAGAAGCGAAACUUUCUUCUUACUUUGAUAUCCCGACGAUCAGUACAGCGACCUGGUGUUCGAUAUCUACGGCGUGGAGUGGACGAUGACGGAAACACCGCCAACUACGUGGAGACAGAGCAAAUUCUCUCGUACCCCGAUUGGGACCCAUCUCGCUCGGUGUAUUCGUACCUGCAAGUGCGCGGGUCGAUUCCCCUGUACUUCUCGCAGUCGCCGUAUACUUUCAAACCGACCCCCGUUCUACACCACUCCGCGGAGACCAACCAGUUUGCCUUCGAGCGGCAUUUCCGGAACUUGAGUCAUCGAUACGGCAAGAUCCAGGCCGUUUCCUUGAUCGACAAACAGGGCGGGGAAUCAAAGCUUGGAGAGCAGUACCAGAAGUUCGCACAGGAACUGAAUGAAUCCGGGGGAAUUGACGGCCAGCCUCUCGGCGUAGAAUGGUUCGACUUUCACACGGAAUGCCGAGGAAUGAAAUUCGAAAACGUGAGCCGACUUGUGGAUCGUCUAGAGAACACUCUGAGCGAAUACGGAGACACGAUAGUCCAAAACCAAACGACGGUACAAAAUCAGACGGGUAUUGUCCGCACCAACUGCAUGGACUGCCUGGACAGGACUGGCGUUGCGCAAUGUGCGUUUGGCCAGUGGGCGCUUGAACGAGAGCUGAAGCAUGAAGGCAUCGCCAUCGAUCUCGGCGGCGAUUCGUCCACCCAAUGGUUUAACACCCUGUGGGCCGACAACGGCGAUGCCAUCUCGAAACAAUACUCCUCGACGGCGGCGCUCAAAGGCGACUACACACGCACUCGGAAGCGUGACUACAGAGGCGCGCUGAAUGACCUGGGCCUCACCCUAUCCCGUUACUACAACAACAUUGUCAACGACUACUUCUCCCAAGCCUGCAUCGACUACCUCCUCGGAUACGUCUCGACGCAAGUGUUCCAGGAGUUCGCCACGGAGAUGCAGACCGCCGACCCGGGAAUCUCGGUGCAGAAGCUGCGCCAAAACGCCAUCGACACCAGCUGCCGCAUCGUGAUCAGCGACGCCUCGGAGGAGUUCCUCGGCGGCUGGGCCAUGCUGACGCCCCGAGAGCCCAACACGCUUCGAACCCUGCCCUUCGAAGAGGCCGUCCUGCUUCUCACCGACGCCGCCAUCUACAGCUGUCGCUUCGACUGGAGCACCGACAAAGUGGUCUCCUUCGAACGCAUCGACCUCCGCUCCAUCGCGCGCAUCAACCACGGCACCUACGUCACCUCGAUCCUGACCGACGCACAGACCGACGAGCGCCGCAACGUCGGCCUCGUCAUCGAGUACCGCGAAGGCGACACGCACGCCCACCGCGUCAACACCCGGUCCCUCCAGAGCAGCGUGGACUCCAAGACCCUCGACGCCCCCGCGGACACCAACCACGAGUGGGACGUACUCUCGUGGUUCAAGGGCUCGUCGCACUCCAAGACGCGCUUCCUCGCCUUCAAGACCCUUCCGCUGUCCAACUCCGUCAUGCAGACCCACAACGGCAACCCCGGCGUGCCCGUCAGCGAAAGGGCUUUUGUGCAGACCAUCUGCGGGGAGAUCGAGCGGGCCAUCUGGGCGGAUGGGAGCCAGAGUCAGAGUCAGAGCGAGGACCCGACCCGUGGGUCCCUCGUCGAGUCGGAGGAUAUCGUGUCCCUGGAGGAUGCCAAGAAGCGCACGGGUUACUUGGAGCAUUUGGUUUAUGAUAUCAAGAAGAUGGUCUGGGCUUAGGAUGGUUGGCAUAAUUGACAUUGGGUAAUGGUUUUUCGGUAUCGGAUUGAUUUCAUGGGAUUUUAUGACUGACUAGAGUGAUAUGUUUUAUGAUUACAUGAUAGAGAUAGUAUUAAUUUGGCAUGUAGCAUGUAGAUACAAGUACAUAGUAACAUAACAUAUACAUAGUCCAU
Molecule: messenger RNA, 3258 nt
Organism: Aspergillus steynii IBT 23096
Lineage: Eukaryota; Fungi; Ascomycota; Eurotiomycetes; Eurotiales; Aspergillaceae
Product: SacI domain protein
Exons: 3
Coding region: 188-3085 (965 amino acids)
Biological process (GO): phosphatidylinositol dephosphorylation
Cellular component (GO): endoplasmic reticulum
Molecular function (GO): phosphatidylinositol-4-phosphate phosphatase activity
Source: RefSeq, a predicted model, not a curated record